Molecule: messenger RNA, 438 nt
Organism: Chaetomium strumarium
Lineage: Eukaryota; Fungi; Ascomycota; Sordariomycetes; Sordariales; Chaetomiaceae
Exons: 2
Molecular function (GO): ATP binding
Source: RefSeq, a predicted model, not a curated record
AUGCGCAUCUGGCUGUACGACCGCUACUCAUCGCAUGGGACCGCGGUUGGGUAUAACGGGCAGAACGAGGGGGAAAUACGUCUGAGUGAGACGUGGAUCCUGGCGUACGGUCCCGGCGAGCGCAACCCCUUUGACCACAUCACCGUCGUCUCGGGUGGUCUCAUCAUCAGCAUUGAGUUUCCUAACCAUCAAGGCAACGAGGCACGUUCCGGGCCUCGGGGACUCGGCCUCGUCAGCCCGGUCACGACCGAACCACCCAGUGAAGCCCAGGCCACCUCUGAACGCCUGAUCUACUUCAGAAAACGCGAAAUUGGGAGGGGCGCGUUCAGUCGCGUGAUCCGACUCAUCAGAGCCCGCGACGGCAAGUACUUCGCUGGCAAGAUUUUCACGCCGCCACCGACCAGCAAAAAGAGGCGCCGCGGGGACAUCGACCCAGCA